UUAAAAAUAAAAUAGGAACGCAGAACUUCUUCCUCCCAUCACUCAGCUUAGCUUCCUUUCCUUUACCUAUCGGCGCCACCGCCCCUCUCCGGCAAUUCUAGCGGCGACUUUCUUCAUCCCAUCUGCUCCACCCACCGUCUUGUCGUCGUUCUGGUGUCUCUCCGUCGCAGCAUCUCACUGUUUUGGUGUAUCAAUAUAACUUCUCUCUCGCGUCCUCUCUCUCUCUCAACUUCGACCUAAACAAUUCUCACUAAAUGUAAGGAAUUGAGAGCCGCUUAGAUGCAUUGUACAAUAUACACAAUCUACCAAAAUGUUAUGAAGGAGUAGCCGCUUCUUCUAGAAACAAUAGACUAAAAAAUACUCUUCCAUCUUCAACUCUAAAAAUACUCUCUUCCACCAAUUCAAUCCUCUUCCAUCUUCAACUCCGAUCCGUCAUCACAGGAGUAACAAAUAAGAAUGAAGGAUAAACCCUGUCGCUAACCUUGCGCCGGAUAAUUGAAGAAGGUACGCCCUAGCACCUCGUUCCCGUGCCGUCGUCACCAUUGCGUAAGUCAUUGUCUCCAUAGUUGCACCGUCAACUAAAGUGAACCGCUGCCUCCGCCGUGUCACGCAACUGUCCUCAGGUGCACGCAUCUAAUCUCAGGAGAACGAGAUAGAGAUGAGAGAGAUUCAGUUACAGUUGAGUCAAACUCAGAAGGUCCGUCUACAGAAGGCUCUAGAACACCUGGAAUCUCUAUCUUCUAAGGUGAAUUCCGAUGCUUCGGUGACCAUAGCAGAUUCUAUACCUGUCAACCAUGAAGACGGCGUGCUCAAGGGACACGGAACUGCCGUUCUGGAGGGAGAAGUCGUUGCCACGCUCUGUGGUGUUGUCGAGCGUGUUAACAAGCUUGUUUAUGUCCGCACGUUGCGGUCAAGGUACAAACCUGAGGUUGGUGACAUUGUUAUUGGGCGUGUCAUUGAGGUUGCUCAGAAACGUUGGAGAUUGGAUAUUAAUUACAGUCAAAAUGCUUAUCUGAUGCUUUCUGCUAUGAAUAUGCCUGAUGGUGUACAGAGGCGAAGGACAGCUUUGGAUGAACUAAAUAUGCGCUGUAUUUUUGAGGAGGCAGAUGUCAUUUGUGCCGAAGUUCGUGGUUUUCAGCAGGAUGGCUUACAUCUUCAAGCAAGAAGUCAAAAAUAUGGAAAGCUUAGUACUGGUCAACUGAUUACAGUCACACCUUAUUUAGUGAAGAGACAGAAACAACAUUUCCAUCAUCUGGAGCAGUAUGGAAUUGAUUUAAUAAUUGGCUGUAAUGGAUUCAUAUGGGUUGGGGAACAUGUUGAAGUCAGAGAUGACAUGGUAGAAGAUCAAGUGAGCCAAUCUGAUCCACAAGUUUUAAUUCCCAAUAAAAAUUCUGUGAGUCUUGAAGAACAAGAGAAAAACUAUACGGCAUUGGAGACAAGAAAACACAUAUGCAGGGCUGCUAAUGCUGUUAGAGUAUUGUCCACUUUAGGUUUCAUUAUAACUUUGGAAAUCAUCAAGGGAGUUAUUGAUCUAAGUCUUUCUAUGAAUCUUGAUAUACACGACAUGCUUGGUUCAGAGUUCUGUGUUCUGGUUGCCGAAAAAGAGGCAGAAAGAAGAAGCUCAAAUAAAAAGAAGCGGUAGAUUGUGAAAUCGUGGUUAUUAUAAAAGCCAAGUUUUAUUAUUCCUUUGCUCGUCUGCAAAUUGGGUAAAGAAGAGUAAAGGAAUCCUUCUAUUUGUAGCAAGUUUUUCUUCAAUCAAGUUGGAUGGACUUAUUUUUUAUGUUAAAGCUAUUGCACCUGCAGAGAUGUUAAAGCAGGUAUAAUGAAAUUGGGUGAACUGUUUUUCCGAUUGGCCGUUUUGCUACCUUGCUUUUCAGGAUUCACACGAAGUGACCUGUGGCCCUUGUCUGUAUUGUUUGCAUAGUCUUAUGGGUUGUUUUUGGAUCUUCGAUUUGUAUACUGAAUUAGUAUUUUUUUUUGGAAAAGUAUACUGAAUUAGUAUUGAUACUUUCAUUAUAAUUUACAAACGUA
This is a messenger RNA of Trifolium pratense (red clover), 2031 nucleotides long. RefSeq names its product exosome complex component RRP4 homolog. The transcript is spliced from 9 exons. Gene Ontology annotation, cellular component: nuclear exosome (RNase complex); cytoplasmic exosome (RNase complex). Gene Ontology annotation, biological process: CUT catabolic process; exonucleolytic trimming to generate mature 3'-end of 5.8S rRNA from tricistronic rRNA transcript (SSU-rRNA, 5.8S rRNA, LSU-rRNA); TRAMP-dependent tRNA surveillance pathway. NCBI's taxonomy places the organism in Eukaryota, Viridiplantae, Streptophyta, Magnoliopsida, Fabales, Fabaceae. Gene Ontology annotation, molecular function: RNA binding. Bases 659 to 1642 code for a protein of 327 amino acids. The record is from RefSeq and is a predicted model, not a curated record.